Molecule: messenger RNA, 459 nt
Organism: Echinococcus granulosus
Lineage: Eukaryota; Metazoa; Platyhelminthes; Cestoda; Cyclophyllidea; Taeniidae
Exons: 2
Coding region: 1-459 (152 amino acids)
Source: RefSeq, a predicted model, not a curated record
AUGUCCUACCUUCUAAAGGACGACAUCUCAAGCAGGAACAGCCAAAUGGAUGUUGAAUUUGCCUUCGCGCACAAAACUGUCAUAAGCUUCAGCGGUGCCCAGUCUAAACCAGAUUCAAUAACAGCAAAAUCACUAUUACCUGGAAACUUGACACCCACUCGCUCACCACAUAUGAACAAGUCAUAUGAGAAAACGAUUUAUGAGGGCAAUAAAGCUAACGAUAACGACGGCGAAGCGACGAAACCCACCGCACCUGAGCUCCGCACCAUCUUCGGUGAUAUUCGGCUUAUCGGCGCAUUCAAACAAGGGUGUGACGAGUUGGAGGCUAUCCAUGUGGUGGCUUUUACAGGGUUCCGUUUUCUGAUGCUUGAUACAGAUGGUUAUUGUGGUGAGUCUCCUGCCAUGCUGUCAUUUGUGGAGCUCUGUAGUGAUGGUGAGGCGGACGUCCAGAGGUACUAA